Messenger RNA from Aspergillus nidulans FGSC A4, 1336 nucleotides. Its product is annotated as putative zinc knuckle domain protein (Byr3). Bases 90 to 605 code for a protein of 171 amino acids. NCBI's taxonomy places the organism in Eukaryota, Fungi, Ascomycota, Eurotiomycetes, Eurotiales, Aspergillaceae. The transcript is spliced from 7 exons. Gene Ontology annotation, molecular function: zinc ion binding; nucleic acid binding. The record is from RefSeq and is a predicted model, not a curated record.
GCUUGAAUUUUUUGCCCCUCCAACAAACUCGCUCUCUCAUUCAUAAAAACGUCUUUCUUCAAUUUCAAAUCCUUAUACCAAUUUUCAAAAUGAGCUUUGGAGGUCGUGUUUGCUUUAACUGCGGCGAGGCCACACAUCAGGCCCGCGACUGCCCCAAGAAAGGAACUCCUACCUGCUACAACUGCGGUGGACAAGGACAUGUCAGCCGUGAAUGCACUGUAGCUCCCAAGGAGAAGUCCUGCUAUCGUUGCGGUGCUGUCGGUCACAUCUCUCGCGAAUGCCCCCAAGCCGGCGAGAACGAGCGCCCCGCUGGCGGCCAGGAAUGCUAUAAGUGUGGACGCGUCGGCCACAUUGCCAGGAACUGCUCUCAGGGUGGCAGUUACGGUGGUGGCUUUGGAGGCGGCUACGGUGGUCGUCAGCAGACCUGCUACUCCUGCGGUGGUUUCGGCCACAUGGCCCGUGACUGUACUCAAGGCCAGAAGUGCUACAACUGUGGCGAGACAGGUCACGUUUCGCGCGAUUGUCCCACAGAGGCCAAGGGUGAGCGGGUUUGCUACCAGUGCAAGCAGCCGGGCCACAUUCAAAGCGCGUGCCCUAACAACUAAUUGAUAAAUGGAUAACUCAUCAUUAUUCGUCACGCCUCAAAUUGUGCAGUGAACCAGUGUACGGGGAUACUCAUCCAACCGUCCUCUUCAUGACGAUUUGCUUUAUUUGCUCAGCCCCCCCGGCCAGGUCAUAAACCUUGGCCUUACGAACCUGGUUCCGAAAUGACUUAAACCCGUCGGUUAACCACGAUAUCUAUUCAAGAGAUAUCCCUGUACUAUUGAGUCAUACCUUUUACGACUUUCCUGCCUUGCGUGUCUCUCGAGCCACUGGAGAGGUAAUCGAUUUUCAAUACAGUGGGGAUAAUAGUCUCUCGGUUGCGGAUGGAUGGACUGAUGGGAUGAAUGCUCUUAUGUAUUGCGGAAGACUUAGGGAACAAAAAUAUGAACGAAAACGAGAAAGGGAGAGUAAAUGAAGCUGAGUGGAUUUGUGCGCGAUGUAUAGCUUUUGAGAAGGAACCAAUAUCUCACACUAAGGCUUUCCUUCUUUCUCAUUCGUACUAGUCGAGACUCGAGUGUAGUAUGACUAGCUUGUGCUCGAUUGCGUAAACCCAACUGAUCAUGGGGUUACUACAUAAGCAACUCAAGUGACUUUAAUUUAUACUCUAUGAGCUGCAGCUACACAUCAUAGCUCUUUGGAAUCUUGGUACGUCUCCACAGAAACGUUCCUCCUCUUCCCUAUUCAAGCCCCAUUCCUCAUUAAAUGGGUUGAGCGCCAUAUUCAUCACCCUUCC